AUGUCUCGCCCAGAAUAUCAAGCACCACCAGAAUUAACUUAUCGAGCUAUAGAAUUAUUAAAUUUACCUGAAAACGAACCAGCAUUUUUACUUGAUAUAGGAUGUGGAUCAGGUUUAAGUGGUGAAAUUUUAGAUGAAGAAGGACAUUUUUGGGUGGGAAUUGAUAUUGCUCCUUCUAUGUUACAGAUCGCAUUAGAAAGAGAAGUCGAAGGUGAUUUAUUUUUACAAGAUGCUGGGCAUGGAUUAGGAUUUCGACCUGGAACAUUUGACGGAGCGAUCAGUAUCUCGGUAUUACAAUGGUUAUGUAACGCGGAUCGAAAAUCAAAUAAUCCCGUCACAAGAUUAAAUCGAUUUUUUACCACAUUAUAUUCAUCUUUGAGAAGAGGAGCUCGAGCGAUAUUUCAAUUUUAUCCGGAAAAUGAUGAUCAAUGUGAAUUGAUAAUGAAUGUGGCAAUGAAAUGUGGAUUUCAAGGUGGUUUGGUGGUCGAUUAUCCUAAUAGUAAAAAGGCCAAAAAAUUUUUCUUAUGUUUAUUCGCGGGAAUCAAUAGUACGGAAAGUAAACCACAAAUGCCUAAAGCUUUAGGUGUAGGUGAAAAUGAAGAGGAUGAACCGAGAACUGUGAAUUAUUCUAGUGAGAGGUAA
This is a messenger RNA of Diversispora eburnea, 642 nucleotides long. The record is from the annotation of a GenBank genome assembly. NCBI's taxonomy places the organism in Eukaryota, Fungi, Glomeromycota, Glomeromycetes, Diversisporales, Diversisporaceae.